This is a messenger RNA of Populus euphratica (Euphrates poplar), 3017 nucleotides long. Its product is annotated as probable E3 ubiquitin-protein ligase HIP1. The record is from RefSeq and is a predicted model, not a curated record. The transcript has 8 exons. Bases 248 to 2542 code for a protein of 764 amino acids. Gene Ontology annotation, molecular function: ubiquitin protein ligase activity. NCBI's taxonomy places the organism in Eukaryota, Viridiplantae, Streptophyta, Magnoliopsida, Malpighiales, Salicaceae.
GUUUUGUUUUUAUUUAUUUUUCUCUUUCUUUUCUCGAGAAAGAGAGGCCAACAUAGAAGAAAGGAGGCUUCUUCCUUCAUUUUUUUGGUGUUGUUGAGGCCUAAUAAUUUAUUCCUUUUGUUUUCUUACUGCAGAUUGUUAGAUCGAUCGGCUCUCUUUUCUUAGGUGUAGUGCAUAUUGCUGUUUGUGUUGGAAUUUUCUUCAGUCUUUUACCUAUAAUUUAUAAGGGACAUUGACAUUAGCCCUAAUGCAAGGGCAGAGAAGUAUCAUUGGCUCCUUGCCAGAAACCCUGGACUUUGACCAUGGAUCCACAUCUGGUAAUGCGAUCAUAGAUCAGCAAAUUUGCUUGAGUAACAUGCGAAAUCCAGCGGAAAACCGAUUGACGGAGUUUAUGCUAUCACCUAGUCACAUGAACAAUCCAUAUGCGAAUUCUAUUGAUCAAGAACGGCAAAAUUUGAGUGGCUGGAGCUUAGGUGAACCCAGUUCCAGUGGGCAACAAAACCAGGCAAGUCAUGAUGAUCGGAAACUGGAACAUGGAUGGUCAUCUUCCGCGAGUAGCUCUGCUGGAGCUGGUCCAAGGUUAGAAGAAAGGCGAUAUGAACCAACAAAUAUUCUUUCACUAAACAGGGUAAAUGUGAACCCACAAUAUGAGCGGAUUUCCAAUUCGGAUGCAAUUCCACAGAAUAUCAACUUGAAUGCUGGUUUUGUUGGUCAUGGGGGUGAUAAUUGUCAAGUAAUGGAUGCCUCUGCUAUUUACAAGCCUAUUGGGCCAGAAAGUGAGCGGAACUCACCUACUAGUGGUCCAGAUAAUUUCUUGCGUCCUGGAAAUGGGGGAUACUUAGUGGAACAGAAUGAUGGAAGACCAGGUUGUUCAUUGGAUGGUCGCCGACAAUCCUGCAAAAGAAAGGCUGUUGAGGGGAAUAUUGGCCAGUCAUCUGUGGCUGGAAGUUCUAGCUUCUAUCAGCGGUCAGAGAGUAAUCCAUGGCCUGGGGUUCCCACUCGAUAUGAUGCAGGCAGCAGUUUAAGUAUAUCUGCUCCAUCGGAACAAGUGAACCCCAGACUUGGACUUGGAGUGAGAGGACUAGCUUGUGAUGCUAUCCCAGAAUCAGCAGUUGCUGAACGUGCAGAAAGCUCCCAUAGAAAUUUCCGUUUGAGGAUCAAUUCUUCAAAUCAAGAAUCUUCUCCCCCCUCUUUAUUUUCUACAGGAAGCACCGUAAGGCGUUCCAGUUUAUCAUCCUCCCACCGGUCAUCAAGAACUCUUCCGAUUGAUCAUUCGUUGGACUUCAGGUCAUCAUCCGCCAUGGAUAGUAUAACUCAAAAUCAGCCAGUUAUCCCAGCUCCAGCUUUGCCACAGAAUGUGCAAUCAUUUAGAUGGAAUGAAAGCUCAAGCUCGAGAACCGGUACUUCAUCAAGUUCCAUUAGCUUGGAUGAUAGAGACGAACCCAAUGCAAGAAACAUAACAAGACACAUAUGGGAACAUCCUAUAUUUGCUCCUGCAACUGAGUUGAGAACUUCAGUUAGGAAUCCAGCCAAUAGAAGCUUAACCAGUGGACAGGUAAGUGGACCUGGAAAUGUUGGUUCUACAUCUCGGACUGGUGCAAGUCCAGGUAUCCACCCUCUAUCUGCCCCAACCUGGGGUCCUCAUACCAAUCCUCCUUCAAGAAAUUCACGAAGACUAGCUGAGUAUGCUCGUCGAUCAUUGUUUUCCUCUUCUGCUGCUGCUGCUGCUGAUACUGGAGGCCAGAGCAGUACUCAUUCCCCUUUCCAUUCUGGUGCUUCCAGCUCAGAAGAUACAGUGCCUUCAUCUGGAGCUGGUAACCAGGGUCUUCAUCGACCACAUCCAAGAUCAGCAUCAUGGUUGGAGAGACAAGGUGAUGGUGUACUGGGAAUUCCUUAUCCUCUGCGGGCUUUGUCCAGUGAAGGAAGAAGCAGGCUUGUUGUCUCCGAGGUUUUCACUAACUGUCCCCUCUCAUUCUCAAUCACUACCAUCCACCACUGUCAGUUGGCAGCCACCAUCACUGGUCGCCAUUGGUUAGUUGAUGGCCAUCUGCUGGUUGGCAAUGGUAUCCGCUGUGGUGGAUUGCCAACUGGUCAGAGUUUGGCUGGUAAGAGGUCGAUGAUUCGCAAUGUCUUGGAUCUCAUGCGUAGGGGUGAAAGCUUGCGAUUUGAGGAUGUUAUGAUUCUUGACCAAUCAGUUUUGCUUGGAGCAGCUGACAUGUAUGAUAGGCAUAGGGAUAUGCGGCUUGAUGUUGAUAACAUGUCUUAUGAGGAGUUGCUGGCUUUGGAAGAGCGCAUUGGGAAUGUCAGUACUGGAUUGAGCGAAGAAACUAUAGUAAACAACUUAAAACAGCAGAAAUACUCUGUUGCUGUUGGAGCGAAGGUGGAGGCUGAACCAUGCUGCAUUUGCCAGGAGGAAUACAAUGAUGGAGAAGAUCUUGGAACGCUGGACUGCGGACAUGAUUUCCACGUGGAGUGUGUUAAGCAGUGGCUGAUGCACAAGAAUUGGUGCCCCAUCUGCAAAACAACAGGACUUGCUACAUGAGAAAGGGUAAAGAUGUUAAGGCCAUUACACACGGUUGGUACACGGUUGUACGCUGAAAACGUGAGAGGCGUGGCCCUGGAAAUUAUCUCAUAUUUUGGUUACUGGAUGGUGAGCGCUGCCAUACACCACCUAUUCUGGUUGCCCUCAUUGUCUUGGCAAGUCAGGAGUCAUUUUUUCAAAAAAAGAAAAAACACAAAUAAAGAAAGAAAACAUAAAUGCUAGUGGAUGUUGCAACUGUCAAAAGAAGUGGGGACGCAGAAGUGGGAUUCCAAAUUUAUUUAUCAUUGAAAGUUGGUGGAUGCCGCAACUUUCAAAAGAAGUGGGAAUUGCAAAAACUGGUUUCAUACAUUUUAUUUAUCGUUGAACGAGUAGUUUUAUGAUAUCAAUUGAAUAUUCAACUGCCUUAUUUUUAUUUUAUUUUUCUGUUUCAAGUACUGACCUCUUAUAUUUGCAAUUCUGGAGUUUUUGGAGAAUU